Pterocles gutturalis (yellow-throated sandgrouse) is the source of this 930-nucleotide messenger RNA. It is a transcript of the gene NIPAL2, whose product is annotated as NIPA-like domain containing 2. The annotation marks the transcript as partial. NCBI's taxonomy places the organism in Eukaryota, Metazoa, Chordata, Aves, Pterocliformes, Pteroclidae. Gene Ontology annotation, biological process: magnesium ion transport. Gene Ontology annotation, cellular component: membrane. Gene Ontology annotation, molecular function: magnesium ion transmembrane transporter activity. The transcript has 9 exons. The record is from RefSeq and is a predicted model, not a curated record.
AAAUGCGCUCAUCUCCGACUCGCUUGCCAAGCAAAGCCGAAGCCCUACUACACGAGCAAGCUCUGGUGGUGUGGGAUUGCCCUCCUGGGGCUUGGAGAGGUGGGCAAUUUCACAGCCUACGGAUUUGCGCCCGUUGCCCUUGUCGCUCCACUGGGAUGCGUAUCUGUCAUAGGUACUGCAUUUAUUUCUGUCUUAUUCCUAAAGAAGACCAUGAGGGCUGCUGAUAUAUUGGGAGGAACACUGACAGUAACAGGGACAUACUUGUUGGUGACAUUCUCUCCCAAUGUACCCCAAGAGCUCACAGCAAGACAAGUACAGAAUUACUUGGUGAACUGGCCUUUUUUGGUGUAUUUGAUCUUAGAAAUUAUAAUAUUCUGCAUUCUCCUCUAUUUUUACAAAAGAAAGGCUGUGAAGCACAUCGUGAUUUUGUUAGUGAUGGUAGCACUACUGGCAUCGCUGACUGUCAUUGCUGUAAAGGCUGUGGCCAGCAUGAUAACACUCUCUGCAAAGGGGAAAAUGCAGCUAACUUAUCCUGUUUUCUAUAUCAUGAUUAUUUUAAUGGCAACUUCUUGUGCUUUCCAAGUCAAGUUCCUGAAUCAAGCAAUGCAUCUGUACGAAGCAACAGCAGUUGUGCCCAUUAAUUUUGUGUUCUUCACCACCAGUGCCGUCAUUUCAGGGGUCAUAUUUUAUCAGGAAUUCCAAAGUGCAGCUUUGCUGAGCGUGUUCAUGUUUCUGUUCGGGUGUCUCCUGUCUUUCCUUGGUGUAUUUGUAAUUGCAAGAAAUAAAAAAGAGGAGCAUUUACAAAUUCCUUUUAUUGACUGUGGACAUAUUCCUGGACAAAAAUUGACAGGCAAAAUACAACCAGAUUCUCACAGUUCACACUAUGGCACUUUGAAUAAUGAAGACGACUCGGUGAAAAGUCAAAGCUGA